Molecule: messenger RNA, 914 nt
Organism: Ricinus communis (castor bean)
Lineage: Eukaryota; Viridiplantae; Streptophyta; Magnoliopsida; Malpighiales; Euphorbiaceae
Product: transcription factor bHLH162
Exons: 3
Coding region: 1-774 (257 amino acids)
Biological process (GO): regulation of transcription by RNA polymerase II
Cellular component (GO): RNA polymerase II transcription regulator complex
Molecular function (GO): protein dimerization activity; DNA-binding transcription factor activity, RNA polymerase II-specific; RNA polymerase II transcription regulatory region sequence-specific DNA binding
Source: RefSeq, a predicted model, not a curated record
AUGCUGCAUGUGGUGUGUAUAAAUGAAAACAGAAAGAAACCUGAACCAUCUUCACAUUUGGGGUAUAUCUUUUUUUUUUUUUUUUAUUUUCUCAUGGGAGAUUUAGAUAUUAACUUGCAAAGAACGUUAAUGAAGAUGAAUCAUCCUUCUUCAAGAAUGGCCAUGGCUCCUUCUGGUUCUACUUCUUCAACAAAAACAGAAAGAAAAGUCAUUGAGAAAAACAGAAGAAAUCAAAUGAAGACCCUCUUCUCCAAUCUCAAUUCUCUCUUUCCUAGACGAAAUGCAAAGGAAGCACCGCCACUACCUGAUCAGAUAGAUGAAGCUAUAAACCACAUAAAAAGUCUUGAGGAAAAGUUGAAGAAAUUAAAGGUAAAGAAAGAGAGCUUAUCAGCCAGAAAAAGGCCGUUUUCUGAAUGCUCAGAUUCUUAUGAAUCUGCGUCAGCCUCAAGAGCACCUCAACUGCAAAUUAAAGAAAUGGGUUCUGCUCUUGAGAUAGUUUUGAUAAGUGGGUUAGAUAAUCAGUUCAUGUUCUAUGAGAUUAUUCGCAUUCUUCAUCAAGAAGGUGUAGAUAUUGCUAGUGCUAGUUAUUCAGUUGCUGGCAAUUCAAUUGUUUAUAUAGUGCACGCAGAGAUUAGAGAAUCUAAUUUCAGUUUUGGAGCAGCAAAAGUAACUGAUAGACUUAACAGGUUUGUCAAUGAAUUGAGCAGCGAAAUAGAAGUAGAACCAGAGUUAUGGGACUUUAAUGAUCUUCAACCCGACACAUGGGCAUUCUAAACAUAUAAACGCUAGCUGUAUGGAAUAUUUAGUAGAAGUAUAUCAGAUGAUGUGGUGUUGUAUAAUGUCCUAUAUGUAGCAAAGAAGCCUUCUUGUUCUUUCUAAUAAUAUGGGCAACUAAUAGGAUUCAAAUUCUCCAA